Messenger RNA from Salvia hispanica, 621 nucleotides. The record is from RefSeq and is a predicted model, not a curated record. Lineage: Eukaryota; Viridiplantae; Streptophyta; Magnoliopsida; Lamiales; Lamiaceae.
AUGGUGCCAUAUGAAGCACUUUAUGGAAGAAAGUGUAGAUCUCCGCUCUAUUGGGAUGAAGUUGGCGAACGAAGGGCACUUGGACUCGAUGCAGUCGAAGAGAUGGUCGAAAUCGUUCGACAAAUCCGCGCAAGGAUGAAGGAAGCCCAGGACAGACAAAAAUCGUACGCCGACGUCCGACGGACGGACUUACAGUUCCACGCUGACGAUAAAGUUUUCCUCAAGGUAUCCCCGUCGAAAGGGAUAACGCGUCUUGGGGUUAAAGGGAAACUGAAACCGCGUUUUAUAGGGCCGUACGAAAUUCUUGAAGGAGUAGGACCCGUAGCUUAUCAUUUAGCGCUGCCGCCCAGCCUUGGGAAUGUGCACAACAUCUUUCAUGUGUCACAGUUGCGAAAAUACGUAUUCGAUCCAAAGCAUGUGAUUCGCUACGAGGAUGUUGUCGUAAACCCGGAUCUGAGCUACGAGGAGCAACCCCAGAUGAUCUUGGAUCGAAAGGUCCAAACCUCGAGAAAUAAAUCCACUGCCUUCGUAAAAAUACAAUGGAGAAACCACGGGCCCGAGGAAGCCACGUGGGAGCGUGAGGAUAAGAUGAUGGAACUAUACCCGGAACUCUUCCCAUAA